AGACCAUGGCUUCACUCUGACCUCCGCCUCCGCAGCCACCUGCUUGCUGCCUCCAUCCCCUCUGGCCCCUCGAGGCCCCCCGCUUCUGCCUGUGUUGUGACCCCCCCAGUCGCCGGCACGGCCCCACCUCCGCUGCCCCGGUGGUGGCCCACGGCCCCCCGGCUGCCUGUGGUCAAACUGGAGUCAUUGAAACGUUGGAAUGAAGAGAGGGGUUUGUGGUGCGAAAAGGGCGUUCAGGUAUUGCUGACCACCGUAGGUGCGUUUGCGGCCUUUGGACUCAUGACCAUCGCCAUCAGCACUGACUACUGGCUCUACACACGAGCUCUCAUCUGCAACACCACCAACCUCACCGCAGGUGAUGAUGGACCACCCCACCGUGGGGGCAGCGGCUCCUCGGAGAAGAAGGACCCUGGGGGCCUUACACACUCAGGCCUCUGGCGGAUAUGCUGCCUGGAAGGAUUGAAAAGAGGUGUCUGCGUGAAGAUCAACCACUUUCCGGAGGACACGGAUUACGACCAUGACAGCGCGGAGUACCUACUCCGAGUGGUCCGGGCCUCCAGCAUCUUCCCGAUCUUGAGCGCCAUCCUGCUGCUGCUCGGGGGCGUGUGCGUAGCUGCCUCCCGCGUCUACAAAUCCAAAAGGAACAUCAUCCUGGGCGCGGGGAUCCUGUUCGUGGCAGCAGGCCUGAGCAACAUCAUCGGGGUGAUCGUGUACAUAUCGGCCAAUGCCGGCGAGCCGGGCCCCAAGAGGGACGAGGAGAAGAAAAACCACUACUCAUACGGCUGGUCCUUCUACUUCGGCGGACUGUCCUUCAUCCUGGCCGAGGUGAUCGGCGUGCUGGCCGUCAACAUCUACAUCGAACGCAGCCGCGAGGCGCACUGCCAAUCUCGCUCGGACCUGCUCAAGGCCGGCGGCGGCGCGGGCGGCAGUGGCGGGAGCGGCCCCUCGGCCAUCCUCCGUCUGCCCAGUUACCGCUUCCGCUACCGCCGCCGCUCCCGCUCCAGCUCCCGAGGCUCCAGCGAGGCAUCGCCGUCGCGGGACGCGUCUCCCGGCGGCCCCGGGGGUCCGGGCUUCGCCUCCACGGACAUCUCCAUGUACACGCUCAGUCGCGACCCGUCCAAGGGCAGCGUGGCUGCGGGGCUGGCGGGCGCCGGGGCCGGCAGCGGCGGCGGCGGCGUGGGCGCUUACAGCGGGGCGGCCGGAGGCACUGGGGGAGGCGGGGCGGGCGCCGAGCGGGACCGCGGGGGCACAGCGGGCUUCCUUACGCUGCACAACGCCUUCCCCAAGGAGGCGGCGUCCGGCGUCACGGUCACGGUCACCGGACCGCCCGCUGCGCCCGCGCCCGCGCCGCCCGCUCCUGCAGCACCCGCGCCCGGGACCCUGUCCAAAGAGGCUGCCGCGUCCAACACCAACACGCUCAACAGGAAAACCACGCCCGUGUAGUGUUGCUCGCCUUCGCGGGGAGCCGGGGGGCGCGUCCGGGGCGCGUGCGCGGGCGCGCGUGCAACGAGGCCGCCGGAUCGGGGUGCCCCCAGCUCUAUCCCCGCGAGCGCGCUGGACACCGCUGGGCCUUCCAGCCCCUCCCCGCGCCCCUCCACACCCUCUACCCCCAUCACGCUCUGAAGCAGGGACCCUUGGGGAGGGGGACGGGACAGGAAAGGGGGUUCAGGCGUGGGAGCGCUGUGUUUUAUUUUUGUGUG
Chionomys nivalis (European snow vole) is the source of this 1700-nucleotide messenger RNA. RefSeq names its product calcium voltage-gated channel auxiliary subunit gamma 8 (gene Cacng8). Gene Ontology annotation, cellular component: AMPA glutamate receptor complex; postsynaptic density membrane. Bases 280 to 1443 code for a protein of 387 amino acids. The transcript is spliced from 4 exons. Gene Ontology annotation, molecular function: channel regulator activity; voltage-gated calcium channel activity. The record is from RefSeq and is a predicted model, not a curated record. Lineage: Eukaryota; Metazoa; Chordata; Mammalia; Rodentia; Cricetidae. Gene Ontology annotation, biological process: positive regulation of synaptic transmission, glutamatergic; neurotransmitter receptor internalization; neurotransmitter receptor transport, postsynaptic endosome to lysosome.